Messenger RNA from Saccharomyces eubayanus, 612 nucleotides. RefSeq names its product E2 ubiquitin-conjugating protein UBC8 (gene UBC8). The record is from RefSeq and is a predicted model, not a curated record. The transcript has a single exon. The coding region runs from base 1 to 612 and encodes 203 amino acids. Lineage: Eukaryota; Fungi; Ascomycota; Saccharomycetes; Saccharomycetales; Saccharomycetaceae. Gene Ontology annotation, biological process: protein polyubiquitination; ubiquitin-dependent protein catabolic process. Gene Ontology annotation, cellular component: nucleus. Gene Ontology annotation, molecular function: ubiquitin conjugating enzyme activity.
AUGAAACUUUUGAUGAGUGAUCAUGAGGUAGAUUUAGUCAAUGAUAGCAUGCAGGAGUUCCAUGUGAAGUUCUUGGGUCCUAAGGACACACCAUAUGAAAAUGGUGUAUGGAGACUACAUGUUGAGUUGCCCGAUAACUAUCCAUAUAAGUCCCCAAGCAUAGGGUUUGUUAACAAGAUAUUUCAUCCAAACAUCGACAUCGCAUCGGGAUCGAUAUGUUUGGACGUGAUUAAUUCUACAUGGUCGCCUUUAUACGAUUUGAUAAAUAUUGUGGAGUGGAUGAUACCGGGUUUAUUAAAGGAACCCAACGGGAGCGAUCCCUUGAAUAACGAAGCUGCCACACUACAGUUACGAGAUAAAAAACUGUAUGAGGAAAAGAUCAAAGAAUAUAUAGAUAAGUAUGCCACAAGAGAAAAAUACGAGCAGAUGUUCGGUGAAGACGAUGGAAAUGGUGAUACCGAUGGCGACGGGGACGCACAGAAUGACACUGAUUCGGAUGAUGACAUGGAGGACACUGGGAUGUCCAGUGGUGACGACAGCGUCGACGAGUUAAGUGAAGACUUAAGUGACAUCGAUGUCAGUGAUGACGAGGACGAGGACGUGGACGUCUAG